Messenger RNA from Jaculus jaculus (lesser Egyptian jerboa), 3927 nucleotides. It is a transcript of the gene Tstd2, whose product is annotated as thiosulfate sulfurtransferase like domain containing 2. The transcript is spliced from 10 exons. The coding region runs from base 193 to 1677 and encodes 494 amino acids. NCBI's taxonomy places the organism in Eukaryota, Metazoa, Chordata, Mammalia, Rodentia, Dipodidae. The record is from RefSeq and is a predicted model, not a curated record.
CGCAGCAAAUGGGUGUCUUAGUCAUGUUUUCCUUACUGUACAGUCUAUGGACGUUCUCUGCCCAGAUGUCUUGGACCAGCACCACGCUGCUUUUGUUCGUGGCCACUUGAAAGUUCGCUCUCCUGGUCUGAACGCUUCCUCGUACAUUCUAGUGCUGUUUAACUGAAAGUUUGUCCCACUUCACAAAACCAGAUGCCUUCUACUUCAAACCAAAAAGAUAACCUGGAGACAUGUGUUUUAAAAUUUUCUGAUCUGGAUUUAAAAGAUACCAGUCUUAUUAAUCCCAACAGCCGUCUCAAAGCAGAGCUAGAUGGCAAUACAAGGAAGAAAUACUCAUUUGCAAAAAAAAAGGCUUUUGCCCUUUUUGUCAAAACCAAACAAGUUCCAGCACCUUCUUCUGAAUGUAAGGAAAAGUGGUGGAAAUGCUGUCAGCAAGUGUUUGUGGCCCAGAGCAGCAUCCACAGACAUGUAGCAACACAGCAUGCUGAAGACAUUUAUUACCAGACUGCGUCCAUUGUAAAGCAGCUAACUGCCACAUUGAGUACCUCAAAGAGUCUUACGUCUCUGGACAAAACAACCUCUCUAAAGGAGUACCUCCCUCAUAGCCAUGAAGUAUCUGCAUGGCUCCCUGAUACAAGCUGCUUUAGCCUUGAUGAAUUGAUGAGCAACCAGGGCAGUGAGGAAGGGGAGGUGCUACUAUAUUACUGCUACUGUGACCUGGAGGAUCCCCAUUGGGUCUGUGCCUGGCAGACAGCUCUGUGUCAGCACCUGUACCUCACAGGCAAGGUGCGAAUUGCUACCGAAGGAAUCAAUGGAACUGUCGGUGGAAGCAAAUUGGCCACCAGACUCUAUGUGGAAGUCAUGCUUUCUUGCCCAUUAUUUAAGGAUUAUAUGUGUAAAGGAGAUUUUAAGAGCAGCAGAGGAGGAGCUCACUGUUUUCCAGAAUUGCGCGUUGGUGUAUUUGAAGAAAUUGUGCCCAUGGGGAUCAGCCCCACUAAGAUCUCCUACAAGAAGCCUGGAAUCUAUUUAUCACCAGAUGAAUUUCAUAAAGAAGUUGAAAAGUUUUUAUCUCAUGAAAAUCAAGAACAAAGUGAUACAAUCCUAUUGGAUUGCAGAAACUUCUAUGAAAGCAAAAUAGGACGAUUCCAGGGCUGCUUAGCCCCUGACAUCAGAAAAUUCAGUUACUUCCCUAGCUAUGUUGAUGAAAAUCUAGACAUUUUCAGACAGAAGAGGGUGCUGAUGUACUGCACUGGGGGCAUCCGUUGUGAGCGCGGUUCUGCCUACCUCAAAGCCAAGGGAGUGUGUAAAGAAGUGUUCCAGCUCAAGGGUGGCAUCCACAAGUACCUGGAAGAGUUUCCUGACGGUUUUUACAAAGGGAAAUUGUUUGUUUUUGAUGAGCGAUAUGCCCUGUCCUACAACAAUACUGUGGUUUCAGAAUGUUCCUACUGUAGAGCUCCAUGGGACCAGUAUAAACUCUGCUCUACUACCCAGUGCCGCCAGCUUGUUUUGACAUGUCCUACCUGUCAAGGACAAGGAUUCACAGCCUGCUGUGUCACUUGUCAAGACAAAGGGAACAGAAAAGCUUCAAGCCUUACCCAGAACAGUUUUAAAGAGGAAUGUGAGUGUACAGCCCGACGGCCACGCGUCCCACGGGAGAGCUUGCUCAACUGCCUCUGAACCCAGAGUCAGGGCAUAAAGUUGGUAAGGACUUGUAUGAGUGGCACCUUCAGCAUUCCCAAAGCCUUACAGAGUAGGUUUAGGUGACCACGCCUAACAGAUUAUCUGGCUGUAGAAACAGAAAUCAAGAACUUCAUUAUUGGUUACUGCCACACUGGCCACAGGCAAAGGAACAGGGACCCCAAGGGUUGACCACUUGUAAACCAAGCCAUUUUGAUUCAGAAGAUGGUAGAGCAUGAAAAAAAAUGAGUCAUGUGGGAUCCCAGUGCUGUUGAGGGAUAGAGGCCUUUUAGCCUGGUGACUGUAUCAUGCUGUCUCUGUCAUGCAGCAGCAGGGCUGUUAGUAGUCAUUGCCCUUGUGAAAGCUAGGGUCCUGGGAGUGGACUCCUAAACCAGGCUGCUGAGGUCAGCUCAUCUUCUUCCCCUGCCUUUGGCUUCUUUGGCUGCUUAGGGAGAUCUAUAAACUGGGCAUCUGGUCCUCUGCUUUGAAGACUUGAUUAGAAUAGUCCCACUCACUCCCCUACAUGUAGUCUGUGGCACUGCUGAGUAGUUGCUUCAGAGACCAUGUGGCACACAAAGUCUAAAAUAUUUACUACCUGGCCCUUUUCAAAAAAAUUUUCUAGACCCUAGACUAACAGUUUGCCUAUCAGAGAUGGUCAUAAAGAUGUGACCCACUUCAUUUUUAUUGAUUUGGUUUCUGUGGGAGAUGUCUCCCUAAGAGUUCUUCAUCUCCCACCAUCUCCUCUUUAAGUUGUAAGUGUUCUCCUUAGAGAUCCACAUCAGCUGGAUAGCACUGGCAUUUGAGUGAUAGAGGGUUUUUUGUUUGUUUGUUUGUUUGUUUUUUGAGGUAGGGUCUUACUGUAGUCCAGGUUGACCUGGAAUUCAUUAUGUAGUCUCAGGCUGGCCUUGAACUCAUGGCGAUCCUCCUACCUCUGCCUCCUGAAUGCUGGGACACACGCCCGGCUGAGUAGCAGUUUUUAGGUCAGCACCUGGGAGGGUCAUAAGACACUUUCUUAGGUAGGCCAUUCAGCGCUGGCAUGGUGGCUGCCCAGCUUUUUGAUUGGCAUGCCAAAAACACCUGUCCCUGUCACACAGAUCCCAAGAAACACACAUAGCCACACAUAUACCAAUGACUUUAAUAUUAUAUCGCAGUUUCCAGUGAUGCAGAAUGCGGCUGCAGUUGUGUUCAAGGAGAAGCCGGGUGGGGCUGGCUAUCCCUGCAGCUUGGUGCCAUUCCUGGGCCCGUAUGCAGCCUCAGUAGACACUUCAUAGUGGUGAGGCCCAGGCUGCACCUCUAGUUACCCUGUACUGUCCACAUCAUUACAGUCCAGCGCACAGGACUCAUCAGCGUCCUUCUAGUCUGCCCGUUAGCUCUGUACCUUGUCCUUCAGAACAUUUGCCCAUCCCUAACAAUAACAACUCCCCAAAGCAACAAACAAAAACAUUACUUUAACUGGCACUGUGGUAUGUUAAAAGGCACAAGGGCAAUGUGGCUGAACAUUUUUGCUGCCUCCCAUGCUAUUAAAAAAGACCCAAUGGAAAUACCAAAAGUGUAUUUUCAGAAUAAUCACCUUAGGGUUGUGUGUCAGGAGUUCCUACUUCAUUAAUAGACUUUCUGCACUGUUGUCCUUCAGAGGGUUCGUUUGUAGGUAUGAUGCCUGUGUGAGCUAUCUCAUAAGUGACCAGACAGGUAACUGGAGUCUGUAAGCAUGACCAUUAAAUAUCACAGCCACACCAGACUAGAAACUCGCCCCUCUGAGGUUGGCCUCACGUAAACCAUUUGCUCACUGUGCAGUAUAGGAAGAUGUUUUGAUAUGUUUGGCCAUAGGUUUUUGUCCAUAAUGAGGUUGGCAUUCAAUAAAGACAAAUGAUUUCUGACUGCAGUAAACACAUCCUAGAUGUUCAUGCAGAACACUCAGGAAUAUGUUUGUUGCCUAGAAUGGUUUUGAAACUUGAAAUUUCACCAUUGCCUUUUUCUAUCAUUGUUUUUCAUACCCAGCAAAAGGAAUUGUGUGUGUGUGUGUGUGUGUGUGUGUGUGUGUGUGUGUGUGUGUGUUUGUGUUGAUUCCUGGCAGAGCUCUGGAGCUUCAGUUUGUCAUUGUUGAGGGAAAAAUGGUUUGUGAUCAUGUUAUCAAUUUGGCAGCUUUAAUCUUGAAGUUCUUAAAGUAAAAGGAUUCAUAGAAGGUGAUGAUCUGUUCUUUUGCUGGACAGCUAAGAUCAAUUCAUAAUAAAGUGUUCUUUCCAAACCAGA